Arabidopsis lyrata subsp. lyrata is the source of this 1217-nucleotide messenger RNA. Its product is annotated as FH protein interacting protein FIP2. Bases 69 to 965 code for a protein of 298 amino acids. Lineage: Eukaryota; Viridiplantae; Streptophyta; Magnoliopsida; Brassicales; Brassicaceae. Gene Ontology annotation, molecular function: protein binding. The record is from RefSeq and is a predicted model, not a curated record. The transcript has 12 exons. Gene Ontology annotation, biological process: protein homooligomerization.
UCAGCAAAAUCAAACAAGAACCCAAAAGACGAAAUAUUCUCAGGUCAAAGCUUGGUGCUAUCUCUCUCAUGGAGACGAGCUCUGACUUGUCUUCCAGGGUUCGUCUUAACAUUGGUGGAAAGAAAUUUUGUACGACCAUUGAUACUUUGACUAUCCGUGAGCCAGACUCAAUGCUCGCAGCGAUGUUUAGUGGUCGACAUGCAAUGUGCCAGGAAUCCAAGAAGGGAUAUGUAUUCAUAGACAGGGAUGGAAAGCACUUCCGUCAUAUUCUAAAUUGGUUGCGUGAUGGCGUUGCUCCAAGUUUGUCAGAUCCUGAUUGUUCUGAACUUUUGCGCGAAGCAGACUACUAUCAGCUUCUUGGGCUGAAAGAUGGAAUAAAAGAUUCGAGAAGAGAAGUUGGUGAAGUAGAAGCUGAAUUAACGCGUAUAGAUAUCAUCAAAUGUAUACAAUCCGAAAGAGUCAGGUUCCGAGGAGUUAAUCUUUCUGGAAUCGAUCUUUCUAAACUAGAUCUAUCCCUUGUGGAUUUCAGCUAUGCUUGUCUCAGGAAUGUGUUUUUCUCUCGUACAAAUCUUCAAUGUGCCAAAUUUCGGGAUGCUGAUGCUGCAGGCUCCAUCUUUCACAAUGCUAUUUUGCGCGAGUGUGAGUUUACCGGUGCAAAUCUUAGAGGAGCGUUGUUAGCUGGUACAAAUCUUCAGAGUGCAAAUUUACAAGAUGCCUGCUUAGUGGAUUGCAGCUUCUGUGGUGCAGAUCUCCGCACUGCACACUUGCAGAAUGCGGACCUUACAAAUGCCAACUUAGAAGGAGCAAAUCUAGAAGGUGCAAAUUUGAAGGGUGCAAAAUUGAGUAAUGCCAACUUCAAAGGAGCAAACCUUCAACGAGCUUACUUGAGGCAUGUGAAUCUGCGAGAAGCGCAUUUGGAAGGGGCAAACCUCGGUGGCGCUAAUAUGACUGGUGCUAUUCGAUAAACUCCCUUUGUUGAGACUGACUGUAAGUGUUGUCGUCCUAUAAAUGAUUUGUAACUGCUUUUGGCAAAACGUGAAUGUAGUGGCCAUAUCUCAAAGCUUCUUGUUGUUGAAAUAACAAAAAUAUUCUUUCUUCAAGAUUAUUAUCUAUAAGGCAUUUUUUCUAAUAAUGUUAUCUUUCGCUAUUUCUGUUGUUUAUAAGUGAAAAUAGCUCUGGCAAAGAUGAUGUAAACUAUAAGGUUUAUCUUUGAGUGC